Octopus bimaculoides (California two-spot octopus) is the source of this 5242-nucleotide messenger RNA. Its product is annotated as gem-associated protein 5. The record is from RefSeq and is a predicted model, not a curated record. NCBI's taxonomy places the organism in Eukaryota, Metazoa, Mollusca, Cephalopoda, Octopoda, Octopodidae. Gene Ontology annotation, biological process: spliceosomal snRNP assembly. Gene Ontology annotation, molecular function: protein binding; mRNA 3'-UTR binding. Gene Ontology annotation, cellular component: nucleus; SMN complex.
UACGGCGUGACAGAAGUGAAACUACGCACAAGUAGGGUGACUAAAAAGAACUUGUUGAUAUCUAGUUACCGUUCCAGUGAGGUUUUAAAAGAAUACUAUGGCUGAUGGAAAAGACGCAGUGUAUGCUGACCAGCCGUGCAAAGUGCUUGAAAGUCUUUUACCACCUUCUCCAACUUGGUAUACGUCUUAUGGUUGCGACGGGAAUGAAAUUGGUGUGUUUGUGUGUGCCUCUCGCAACUUCCUCAACGUUUUUAAAGUAAAUAAACUGACCACAGCGGCAGAAUUGGCGGUGGAUUCGGACGUUACGUCGACGAGUAAUGAAUUAAUAAGUUACAAUUUACUCGCUUCUCUGUCUCAUGCCGAAAAAGUGCACGUUACAGCUUUAGGACCGCGGCACAGAAUAGCCAAAGACGACGAUUUGGUCCUCGCUGUUGCAUGCUGUGAUGACGGAACCGUCCACCUGUGGGACGUAUUCAGUCAGAAAGAAAUACAAUAUCAUGAUAAGCAUAAAUCAAAAGUCACUGCUACAGCAUGGUCGCUGUCUGAACCCGAUUUUGUCAUCACUGGUGAUGAAAGGGGCUUUAUUGCUUUAUUUAAAUUUGAUACAAACUGUUCUUUAAAGUUACAUCAUCCUGAGAAAUGUCAAGUCUCUUGUAUGACUUUUUCUCCUCACAAUUUGGAUCUAUUGGCUGUUGGCUAUAAAUCUGGAAACAUUAUUUUAAUGAAUGUAUCUACCACGUCGUUAACAGUUGUAAAGAAAUUUCCAGGCCAUCAUGAUGAUAUAACAUCUUUGGUGUGGUGUCCCCAGCCUGGGGAACAGUUUUGUGCUCAGAAACCCAACGAAGCGGAAACAGACACAAAUACUGAGAGUUGCCCAACCACAGAGACUGGCUACUUAUUUGCUUCUGGCAGUAAAGACCAGAAAAUCUGUAUUUGGAGUACUAAGAAAGACUAUUGUUUAACUUCAAUGUCCCUACCAAAUAAUGUUGGUACGAAACGAGAAAAGUCUUCAGAAACUGUGCGGCUGUGGGUAGCUCUACACUGGCCACGAAAGCAUCCUCACAAUUUAGUCUCCUCUGUAUAUUCAGGCGUAAUGCUCAAGUGGGAUCUUAGUUAUCCUGGGAAAAAGAAGUUUGUUAUUUUCAGUGCCGCAUCAAACUGCUCUCAUAAUCGUAUUGUUUUCAAUAUUGCUUCACUUGGACUUGACCACAACAUUUUGCUGACCAAUUCACAAGACAGAAAUAUGAUUUUUUGGGAUGUUGACAAAUGUAAAAGCAUUCACAUUGUAUCUACAUUUGGAGGGUUUGUGUAUGAUGUGCAUGCUGUUCCCUUGGACCCUGGACGAAUUGCACUUGGCAUUGGUGAUAACACCAUCAGAAUUUGGAACCGUACCAAAGAUUCUAAUCGAUUUCUUGUACAAAUUUGGCAGAAAAUUAAAUCCAAAGUGACUGUGGUCCGAUGGCACCCCACAUAUGAAGGUCUCCUUGCUUAUGGCACCGAUGAUGGUCGAGUGGCUACUGUUGAAGUCAAUUCUCACAAGCCUCCUUCAAUAUGUCCAAGCUACCAUUCCAAAACUGUGUACUGUCUUGACUGGGGAAAGCCAACAUACAAAGCUGGAUCAACCAAUACCAACCGAUCUUUAUAUAAUCUGUAUAGCCAAGGUGAAAAUACAAUUCUUCAGCAUUAUAUUAAUUCUUCAGAACCUGCCACUAACGUUAACCAUAUAAUUCAGCACACCAAUGGAAAAAAUGACUCUGGAACCUUCCCGAAUCGCACUGAGAUUAGAUGGAGCCCUGAUUUCUCAUUAGUUGCUAUUGGUAACAUUGAUGGGUCUGUCGAGAUAUUUCUUCCUCCACAUUUACAGAUAAUGUGUACGAUAAAUAUUUUCUCUAAAAUCAUCAACUGCAUCAGUUGGCACCCUUUAUACACCACCAGCUACAACAUGAUGUCUACCUGCUCCAACUGGUUAGCUAUAGGCUCCAAUGAUUCUGUUGUACAUGUUGUUGACCUCACUAUUGUCAUUAAAGAGAAGGCUUCACACAGCAACGAAACAAUAGUAAUCACUGAGAGUCUUCGCAGCCUGGAAGGUCACAGUAAGAGAAUCACUGGUCUGUGUUGGAGUACACACAAUGAAGGUCACCUAGUCACAAUUUCUUAUGACAAAACUGCUGUGGUGUGGGACGUUAAGAAAGGUGAGGCCUUAGCUCAUUACCGCGGUCAUUCGGGUCGAUUGAUGUGUGUUAGUUGGAGUUUAAUUGACCCUAACCUCAUAUACACUGGAUCCGAUGAUUGUUUCCUUCAUGGAUGGAGAAUAUCAGAACACCAUUGUCAACCAAAACUUAACAUCAAGAGAAGUGUGAAGGUGAAGAAACGUUCGACGGCAAAGAAAGCAGGUGGGUCGGCUGCUUCUGCCUUGACCACUUUGGAGAAAAAUGAGGAAUUAGUUGGAAAUAAAGAAAGAUCAUCCUCACCGUCCACAGAACUGUCUGAUGUUCAACUGGGAAUUGAAACUGGUGAUUCUACUUCCUCUUCAAACAAGACGGUUCUUGCAACUGACGAUUCUCAAAAUCAUGAUGAACCUGUUGGAGAAGAAGGAAACCUUAGCAGUGUUGAUGAUCCUAGUGGUCUACAGACAGAAACGGUUCCAAACAAAUCCAGCAAAAUAAGUGCACAGUCAAUCUUGGGACCACACUUAAGCAGCUCCAGUAAUUUAUCUGCACCUAAACAAUACAAAAGCAAAGAUAAUGUAAAAAAAUCUCUACGGAAAACACGCAAGUCCUUUUUCCCAUUGUCCACCAAAAUGGAGCAACGUGGCCGAGAAAGCACUCUGAACGACAUAGUUAAUCUUGCAAAGAAGACAUACGAUCCUGAUUCCAUCACAGAACCUUUAGAAUUUCAUCUUGGAUUUUUCUUAGGACGGAGAGAGGCAUACGAACUGCUUAAAAUAGAAGGCCAAUCACACAUUGACCAUGACAAUAUGGAGUACCAUCUACAUAUGGAAAUUUGGAAAGGUAACAUCACUACUGCACUGACUUGGGCCAAGGAACGAGAAGAGUUGAGUGACUGGCUUGUUGCCAUGGCACCAUUAGCAUCACAUGGGACAUGGUUGACAGUGUGUGAAGACUACGCAUAUCAACUGGAAUCAGAUGGUGAAUACCACAAAGCUGUCACAUAUCUUGUGGCCUGCCAUCGGAUCUACGAAGCCAUUGAUCUGUUCAAACGUCACCGCUUGUUCAAAGAAGCUGUAACCUUUGCCAAGGUCCGCCUCUCCCCUGUUGACCCAGUGUUCGAGGACCUGUACAGUAUGUGGGCCCAACAACUGGCCAAGGAAGGGAAUUAUGAACAAGCAGCAAAAUGCUACCUUGCAAUAAAACAGGUGCAAGAUGCAAGUCGAUGCCUUACCAAAUACGUAAGUAUUCAUAUAAAUUUUAUAUUGUGUUUCUAUCUUCAGGUGUUUACUCUGGUUAUCAGCAUGCAUGAGUUAAUGAUGAGUGAACUCCUGACACUGAUGCCCAGUGUUGUGUAUGCCAAAGAUUCCUCCGACUUUGUACUUCACAAAAGAAGGACGACAUCAUUAACAGGAUCAAAAACACUGUUGCCAGAUUUCAUCCUGGAUAGCAAUGAUAUUGAUCCCCUGUGCCCUUGGAAACCAUACCUCAUCAAUAAACACACAUUCUUCAAUCAUGUACUGCGUUCUUGGCACCAAUGUCUGGAUGUCGAUCUUGAAAGCAGCAGUGUGGAAGAUAUGUACAAGAUUUUCAACACUCUUAUUUCUGGCAGGCAAAGUUUUGUCAAUAUUGAUCAGCUUUUGAUGCAGAACUGCAUGGAUUUGACUUUGUGCAUGCUGUCUCUUCUGCAAGGUGAGACAACGGCAGCGAUUAAGCAUUUGCUGCAAGCUAUGGUUAACCUCCACGAUGCUAGUCAGUACCAGUUGCUGCAAAUCAUUUCUCAGUUGUGCCUUCCUCAAGGUCCGAAAUACCUGUUAAAACUACAACAAGAAGUGACCGCUGUUAGAGUAUUGAUAACAAUUGACAAAAGUGGUGAUGACCUAUCGAAGCUGGACACAACUCUUAAGAUGAACACUACCAAGCGAUACCUCUCCGAUCUGAAAGAUGACAAUCAAGUGUUCAAUUCCAGUCUCCGCUGCCGAGAAUUAGAUUGUGUACGGGCCUAUUACUACAUUGGCGUGCUUCGUUAUCUCUUCGACAGACAGCAGAGCCUGGAAUCUAAAACCAUUCCACCACAACAGUCAGCAGUGUCAAAGACGGUCCACGCCAAGUCUCGGACGGACGAAGAUAACAAUCCUUACAUACCGUUCCAGCCUCUGCAUGAGCUUGAAAGCACGAACCAAACGAAAGAUAACAGUCCGGUCGAGAAGACCAACACCAACAACAACAACAACAACAACAACAUUGCUGAUAGUCACAGCGAUGGCAUCAACACAAACCAGAAUAACAACAAACAGUCCUCUAACAACCAGGAGUGUUGUCAUGACAAUAGGGCAAGAACAGACUUCAAACUAACUUUCCAUAAAUUUAGAUACUUAUCCAAGUGUCUCUUGUGGGACAUACAGGGCAAACGAUUUGCUUUGACCGAGAAAUUAGGUUACAUUCACAGGGCAAUAUCUCAGUUACUUCUUGAACAGAAACCCAAAAACGAUAAAACCGACGGUGGAACAAUCUUAUGUGAGAAGAACGGGAAAAGUAAUUCUAACAAUGAAAAUUUUCAAAAAACUGAAGACCUACCUUCCCAGGAAAACGUGCGUCUUCAGACCCCUGAUCUCAUCCCUACUGGGCACGAGACCUCUAUUCCCAGUCCCUUACAGAGUGGAGCGAGUAGUCCCACAGAAAUUAAAGAGCUGCCCCUCCCCAUUAACGAGAUAUUGGUCGAUGAGCCGUCAGCCCACGUGGCGAAUGUAAGCCAUUGCUUGUCUCCUUGUCAGGAAGAUGAACCUUACAAGGCUGUAACAAAGCCACGGAAAGUUCUAUGGAAAGACGAGCUCCCGGCUAGCAAUCAUUUGUGUCCCCUUCACAGGAAGUAUGUCAAUGUCCCCGAUGUUUGGUAUGACUAUACAGUAGAUGAAAAAUACACAAAGCCAUACGUUACCAUGGCAAUUCUACAAGACGAACAGGAGUUAGUGAUGUCGGAACUGAAACAAGGUCCAGAAAACCCAACACAGGUAGGAAACAAAAGAAUGCUAAUUGUUUAUUGCUUAGGUGUUGUUUAACUUCCUGACCUCUUU